This is a messenger RNA of Phalaenopsis equestris, 1587 nucleotides long. Its product is annotated as pentatricopeptide repeat-containing protein At1g01970-like. The record is from RefSeq and is a predicted model, not a curated record. NCBI's taxonomy places the organism in Eukaryota, Viridiplantae, Streptophyta, Magnoliopsida, Asparagales, Orchidaceae. The coding region runs from base 1 to 1347 and encodes 448 amino acids. The transcript has 4 exons. Gene Ontology annotation, molecular function: protein binding.
AUGGGUUGUCGUGCGAUUCAGAGUGGAGUGGUUGCAGCUGGACUGUCGUCUGAAUAUGCGAUCAACGUGCCUGAACUUCUCCUUCCUGCAUCAGCCCUUCAUGUCCCGUUCAUCGUUGCCGGAGCAGUCGGCUUUUGGCUGAUUCUUGGCGGCAGUUGCGAGCCAUUACUUCACCUUCAAUUCAAUUCUAUCUGGAAACCUAGAGGGUCGACAUAUACACAUUCAAGGCUCGACAUUUGUAAAUAUAGAGCAAUCCUUCCACAGUCUUGUUUCCGCUCCCCUUCUUCAUGCUUGUUUCAUGGGAAGUUGAUCACUGUUGAGGGAGCAGUAAAUGGUGAUGUAACAGAAGGAUUUAAGCUAAAAUGGCGUGAAGUUGGGCCCGACAUAACCGAGGCUCAAAAACAUGAAAUAUCUCAGCUUUCAUUGACACUGACGAAUCGUUGCAAAGCACUUCUGAGACGCAUCAUAUGUUUCUCUCAAGAGGAAGAUCUAUUCGUUUUGUUAGCUUCAUGGGUAAAGGCCAUGCAACCUAAAAGAUGUGAUUGGCUCUCCGUGUUGAAAGAAAUUAAGAGGAUAGAUACUUCUUUGUAUUUUGAGGCCAUAGAGUACGCCCUCCAUGAAGAAUCAUUCGAAGCUAAUGCUCGCGACUACACCAAGCUCAUCGACGCCUACGCGAAGCACUAUCGCUUCUCCGACGCGCAAUCGACAUUUGAAUCCAUGAAGGUCCGAGGGUUCCCCUGCGAUCAAGUCACCCUCACCGUCCUCAUCAACAUGUACGACAAAUCCGGCGAUCUCCGCCGCGCCGAGGAAGCCUUCCAGCACAUCAAGCUGCUGGAAUCCCCAAUCGACAAGCGAUCUUACGGAUCGAUGAUCAUGGCGUACAUUCGAGCGGGAAAACCGGAACUCGCGGAAGCCCUGCUGAAAGUCAUGGAGGCCGAACAGGUGGUUGCGGGGAGAGAGGUUUACAAGGCGGUGUUGCGGGCGUAUUCGAUGGCCGGAGACGAUGAGGGCGCGCAGAGGGUGUUCGAUGCGAUUCAGUUUGCGGGGAUCGUUCCGGACAGCAGGAUCUGUGCGCUGCUCGUGAAUGCUUAUUGCGUGGCGGGAAAGAUCAAAGGAGCUCGGAGCAGUAUAGAGAAUAUGAGAGCGGCGGGAUUGAAGCCGAAUGAUAAGUGCGUUGCGGUGAUGCUUAGGGCUUACAGAAAGGAGAAGAAGAUGGAGGAAGCUUUAGAUUUGUUGAUGGAAUUGGAGGGAGAUGGUGUGGUGAUGGAGAGUGAGGCAUCGGAGGUGUUGGCUCAGUGGCUUAGGGGGCUUGGUGUGAUUCAUGAACUAGGGCUUGCUCUUAGAUAGAUAGUUUGUAUAUAUAUAUAUAUAUGUAUGAAAAAUUAUUGCAGUAGGACAUUUGAUGUAAAUUUGCGUAGGUGUCCAAUUAAAAUUAGUCAGGUGUUAAGAUGAGUCAUAUGCAUUUAAAAAAUAAUCAAUCAGUAUGUUUCAGUGGAGUCCACAUUUUGAUGUGACCAAUUUUAAUUAUACACUUUGCGUCAAGUGUCUGAUGCAAUAAUUUCUCAUAUGUAAUGAGUUUUUUAUUUU